Molecule: messenger RNA, 1953 nt
Organism: Arctia plantaginis
Lineage: Eukaryota; Metazoa; Arthropoda; Insecta; Lepidoptera; Erebidae
Source: the annotation of a GenBank genome assembly
AUGGGGCUCCCAGAAGUCAGUCUGACGCUGGUCUCUGGGAGCCGAAGAGCAUCGGAUCGUAUUCGUUCCGGAUCCGCCGUCUCCUCGGAUGGCGCGGAGGCCAUGGAGGCGGAGCGAAGCGACAGCCGAAAACGCGGACGCUCAGGGGACGUGGAAACCGACACGUCCGGCGAAAUGAUGCCACCAAAGGUGGCAAGCAGUCGCCGAGGGAGGGCGCGUAAACCGGCCUCGGUCUCGACCCCGUCAGGCUCCGCGUUCUCAAACGCGGAGUCCUACAGGAGCGUGCGAGUGGACGGCGAGGCCGUAGCGGAGGAGGAGAUCGCGGAUCUCCUGCUCAAGGUUCGGGAGCCGGUGGGGGGAAAUGCCCCCCAGGCUCCCGUGUCCGUGCAGGAGAGGGCGAAAGCGGCGGUGGCCGUCAUCGACAAAGUGGCCACCAAAUCCGUGAACCUUAAGGGCUCGUUUGUGAGGGCCCUUAAGGACUCCUCCUCCGCUUUGUCGGAGGUCGUGGAGGGCCUAGCGGGCGACGUCUCUCGCCUGCAGGUGGCCAACGAGAGGCUGACGGAGCGGGUGAAUGAGCUGAGCGCUCAGUUCGCCCGCUUCCAGGCGAACCUCCCCGAGCGGGAAGCCCCGUCCGCGUCCCAGCCUGCCCCUACCACCAACUCAGGGGCAUUUGACUCCCAACUGCGAGAAAUCCUCAUCGCAGUUGGGAAUAUGCUGGACGGACGCCUGGCUGGCCUGGAGGCGAGACUGCCCCCUGCGCCGAGUAUGCGCCCCCCGCUCGCGUCGGCACAGCGGCCUAAGGCCGCCGCUCCGACCGCGCUCCCCGUUGUGGGAGGCCGCGUUUCCUACGCGGCGGCGGCGUCUGCCCCUACUCCAUCGGCUCCACAAAAGCCGAGGAGGGGGGCCAAGGCACCGGCCCAGGCGCCGGCCAAGGCACCGGCUAAGGCGCCGGCCAAGGCACAUCUCCAGGCGCCGGCCAAGACGGGGCCUAAAACAGCGCCGAGGAGCGGAGUGGCAUUCCCUCCGCUCCCCACUCCGACACCCCUGCCGGGCCCCUCCGCACCUGCCCCCUCCAACGAGGGUUGGCAGGAGGCGAGGGGCUCCAAGAAGUCCCGAAGGCGGGCCAAAAAGGCUGCCAAAAAAGCAGCCCAGGCCCAGCCUUCGCCACCGGUGGCAACGGCCUCCACAAAGAGGCCGCGGAAGCUGCAGCCGCCCAAAACCGCGGCUGUAGUGGUGACCGUGUCCCCGGAGGCGGCGGACGGCGGGCUGUCCUACGCGGCCGUCUUCAAAAAGGCCCGGGACAGCCUCGCCAACAAUUUUGGAACGGUGGGGGUCAGAAUGCGCCUCGCCCAGACGGGAGCUCGAGUCCUCGAGUUCCCUGGGGCUGAAGGCGCUAAGACGGCGGACACAUUUGCCGAGAAGCUGCGGGGACUCUUUACAGCCACGGAUGGUGUAAAGAUCGCCAGGCCUACUAAGUGCGCAGAGCUGCGCAUAUCGGGCCUGGACGACUCUGUGACGGCCGAAGAUGUCCGCGCUGUAAUCCGGGAGAAGAAGAAGGCGUCGGCCAAAGUAUUGGCCGACGCCGGCAGGCUGCUCAUCGGUUUCGUGAGCGCCAGGAUCACAGUCCUGGCGGCGAGACCGAUGAGAUGCUACAAAUGCCUGGCAUCGGGACACACGCGCGUCAAGUGCGACAGUUGUUUUGACUGCGGCGGACUGUGUUUCCGCUGCGGUCAACCGGGGCAUAAGGCGGCAGACUGCUCUGCCGCCCCUCACUGCCCAGUGUGUGCGGCGGGCAAUAAGCCCGCCAAUCACCAGAUGGGGCAGAGAGGCUGCAAGCCUCCCCGCAGUUCUCGGCAGACGUCGGGGGUUAGCCAGUCGACCCAGGCUGCCUCCGACGUAGUUCGUGCGUCGACGUCGUCGCCCAUGGAGGAGGUUGUAGAGACGAUCCAGUAA